CAGCGGGAGCAGACAGAGGAGCAGAUGGCUGAGUACGCAGGGCGGACCUCACUGGUGAUGGACUUUCUUGCCCAUGGGGAGGCUGCCCUGAAAAUCCACAAGGUCCGAGUUUCUGACAAUGGAGUGUAUAACUGCUUCUUCAAGAUGGGCAGCUUCUUUGAAGAGGCCAGCUUGGAACUGCAGGUGGCAGGGGUGGGCUCUGCCCCUCAAGUGCACAUCCAGGGCCCGGAAGAGGAUGGCGUCCGUGUGGUAUGCAGGGCCUCCAGGUGGUUCCCAAAGCCCCAGGUUCAGUGCCGAGACGUCAGUGGGAAGAUCUUGGCAUUCUCUGAGGCCCACACGCAAGAUGCUGACCUGCUCUUCAGCGUGGAGGCCACCGUGGUGGUGAGAGAGGCCAUUGUGGGGAAUGUGACCUGCUCCGUCCUCAACCCCGUCCUGGGCCAGCAGAAGGCCAUGGCCAUUUUCAUCCCAGAGCCCUUCUUCCCGCAGGCCUCUCCCUGGAAGCCAGCGUUUGCUGUGAGCCUGACUGUGAUGGGGCUCCUAUUCUUUGGGGCUGGUUAUUUUCUGCACAGACAACAUUCUGGAAAGCUGCAAAUACAGCAGACACUGAAGAAUCUGAGGCUGGCUAAGGAGGAGGAUAGGAGGAUAAAAGAGCAGGCACAGAAGGCAAAGGAUGAGCUCCAGGCAGAGCUGGGUCAGAGGAAGGCAGCUUACGAGGCUGCCUGGAGGAAGGCACUGCUGUACCCCGACUGGCAGAAGGAACAUUUCCAGCCUUGUGAGUGAUUUCGUGCUUUUGUUUUUGUUUUUCUUUUUGCCCUCCUUGCUGUGCCCAUGGAUGCUGGCCUCCCUUCAUUUUUUCUAUGAUGAUACAAAUUUUGGCAUUGUCAUUCGUGUGGGGCGGGUGAGGGUUAAUGAUAUCAAAGCCGCUUCUCAAGGGCCUAGCGCCAUACCUGCCUCCCAACACAUGGCUUCUUCUCUUUGGAGGCCUUAAAUUUGUGUCACAGGUGCUUAUCUCAGGGGGCCUCCCCUCCCUCUGUUGUAGCCAAAUGGCUGUGACAGGUUUGACUUGGGGUUGGCUGUGUGCCUUAUUUAGGGAGGGAGGGACCUUGGGUGAUUGACAGUUCUUUCUCUCCAGUGUCUGUCACUGUAGAUCCAAAUCUGCCCACGAAAGCAUCUGCAUCUCUCAUGGAAACUCAAGUCUCACCUUCGAGCACCCGGGUGGGGAUUAUCUUUGCAGCGUGUUGGGCCAUGAGGGCAUCACGGUAGGAGGGUGCUGCUGGGAGGUGGAGAUUAUGAGUAGAGAGAAUGGUGAGUAGGCCCUGGGAGUCUGCAGGGAAGAUGCCAACAGGGCAGACUGGUAUCGAGAGAUGGUGGACAAGGGGUUCUGGGUUGUGGGAUGGGUGGAAACUGGACACUUCUCCUAGGUUAAACCCAAUACUGUGGUUCCUUGGGAGCCAUCUAAGGCCUGCUGGGGGGUGGGGGUUUUCCUGGACUACAGUGAAGGGGACCUCUCCUUCUAUGACAUGACUGCGGGGUCCCACAUGUUCUCUUUCCUGCAGGAUCCCUUUUCCAGGACUCUCUUUCCAUACUUUAGCUUUAAACGUGGAACUGUGUCUUUGACCAUCUGCCCCCCUGAGAGUGGUCCUUUUCACCCUGCACCCUUUCACAAUUGUCCUUCUUUCAAGGAGACCCUGAAGUCCUCUGGGGAAGGACUGGGCUCAGUUUCUGAGGAGGGUGAAGUUGCACCAGGGGCAGAAUCUCCCUUACUCUCCAGGGACCUGGGAGCUGUAAUCCCAUAGAAUCCCUGGCAUCCAUGUGCCCUUCAGCUAUUCCUGGGUCUGAGGGCUCCCUCUUGAAAAAGGCUCUGGAUGAAGCCUGGCUGCCCCACUAACUUCCUAUUCUGGGUUCAGACUCUCUGUUAUGUGGUCCCAGAGUUAUCAGCUCUUGUUUUUGUGCACAAAAUGCUCUUAAUCCUAACUACAGUGAUUGUAAAUAGCAGCAGGUAUUCAAUGGUAUUUCAUGGAGUUCUCUGUUGUUUGUAUAAAAACAGGACUGAGGGCUGGAUUGUUGUGCAAAACCAAGGGGAGCUCACUUUAUUGGUCUUGAGUGAUGCCUAUGGACUCCUAGCCUGAGGGUGGGGCCCAAUCUCCUUCUGCAGACUUUCUCUCUCUAAUCCUGAAGCUUUGUCAGCUAUACAUUUCCAGGGAUGGGAAUGAGCAAUCAAAGUUUCACAGGACAGGAAUCUAAUACUCAAAGCCUUAUGCUUCUUCUUUUGGAUGAUGACUAUUUUUCCAAACCUCAGUGUAUUUUUCUUACCAGUGAGAGAGCUGUUCUGUAUUAAUCCCAAACAGUUUACCCUGAGGGUCACAUGGGCAAUGAGUUUGUUUACCUACUGAGUAUCCUGAGUGUCGGUCCCUUGGGCAGGUUUUCACAAGGAUACUAUUUAUUUUAUACGAAUUAUGCUUUGCAUAUUUUUUAAAAUUGAGGUUUGUUUCUAGUGAAAUCUAAUAAAUCUGUUUAUUUUCUCAUUUAAUUCAUGUUGAAUUAGAUUUUUUGAUUUUUUGGUACUGAACUCACAACCUCACGCUUGCCAGGCAGGUGCAUAUGCUGCUGAGUCAAACCCCUGGCCCUCAUGUUUAGUUUGUGAAAAAUAGUUUCCGGUGGGUCA
This is a messenger RNA of Cavia porcellus (domestic guinea pig), 2665 nucleotides long. RefSeq names its product butyrophilin-like protein 1. Gene Ontology annotation, cellular component: external side of plasma membrane. Bases 25 to 780 code for a protein of 251 amino acids. Gene Ontology annotation, biological process: T cell receptor signaling pathway; regulation of cytokine production. The record is from RefSeq and is a predicted model, not a curated record. Gene Ontology annotation, molecular function: signaling receptor binding. NCBI's taxonomy places the organism in Eukaryota, Metazoa, Chordata, Mammalia, Rodentia, Caviidae. The transcript is spliced from 7 exons.